AGAAAGCAACGAUUUUUUAGUUCGUGUUUAACCGCAAUCGAAGGUGGUUCGGUCAUUGAGGACAUUUAAGGAAUACGUGAAUAUUACGUGAAUUUUAUUAGAAUUUUAUACUCUUAUUAUAGUAUAGAGUGACACUGAAUUUGGUGUUGUUUAGUUUAGAAGAACUCGUAAAGAAAUACGGAAAUAUUGUGAAAAAUGGCUUUCAGCGGUUGUACGGCAUCCCUCAAGAGCUUGGGCGACAAGACUGCCAAUCUUUUCAGCCGCAAGAAGGAAGAUGUUGAAAAAUUGGCCAAGGAGAAAGCUGAUAAUGCCGCAAAAAUGGCUGAGGAGCAAGCUAAGGCAGUAGGACAAUCCGUGCAACAGACCAAGAGCGAGGCGGAGAAUUUGGCAGCCAGUGCUGCUAAAGAAGCCGCUGAUUUAGCUGCUGCCGAAGCACAAAAGGCCGGUCAAGCUGUAAACUCGGGUGUAAAUCAAGCUCAAGCCGCUGUUGACAAUUCGAAGCAAGCCAUCGAUAACACUGUACAACAAGCGAAUGCUGCCGCUGCCAAUGCCAAGCAAGUGGCCGCCAAUGUGGCUGAGGCAUCACAAAGGGCCGCUGCCAAUGCCGUCGAACAAACUACGAAGGCUGCCAACGAUGCCAUCAACAAGAGCGUCAAAGCUGCCGAGCAGACAGUCGAGACAAAAAUGAAGGAAGCCGAGCAUGCCAUCGAUGGCGCUGUCAAGCAGACCAGCCAAGCGGUCGAUCAAAAGAUGAAUGAGGCCAAUCAAUAUGUCAGUCAUAAGCGCGAGGAUUUAGAGAAGACCAUACAUGAUGGCGCCGUAAGCGCACAAGAGUCUGCUGGCAACCAGGCUGCCAAUCUCUUGGGCAAACUGCAUCUUGGCCAGUAAGGUGGCACCGUAAGCAAUUAAGCGUUAAAGGAGAGUAAGCGAGGAGAAGCAUAGGAGGUGAAAGUGAGCAUGUGGAAGAUGACGAGCUCGAAAUUUAGUUAUGUAAUUUGUAAUAUGUGGCAGUUUUUUUUAAUUAUUAUAAAUAAGUUGAAGGAAGAAAUAAAAAAAAAAAUUAAAAAAUUUAUAAAAAUAAAAUAAAAAAUGCAACCGUAAAGCUAAAUACAACAACUACAUGCAGAAUACACUUCAAAACAAAUACACUGUUAUAUGUAAAGUUUGAAUAAUUAGAGAUGGGGUGCAAAAAUGAAAAAAAAUAUCGAAGAAAGAAAUAUUGGCAAAAAGUAUAAAAAAAAAUUAAAGAUAUUAAAAAUAGCUUGAAAACAUAGAGCGAACUGCAUCAGGAAUUUUUUGUGAGAUUUUGAAAAAACAAAAACAACAAGCAACCAGUGCCAGUUUUGUGAUUGUAACGUUGGAGGAGCGAUAUUUAUAUAAAAAAAAUACUGAAAAUGAAAAAAAAAAUUAUGAAAACUGCUUAAUUAAAAAUAUAAUUGUUACUACUAACUGGAACUGAACGGAAUUCUAUUUCACUGAGCUAUUUAUAAAGAAAAAAAAAAUAAAAUAAAAAACAAAUGGAAAA
This is a messenger RNA of Ceratitis capitata (Mediterranean fruit fly), 1525 nucleotides long. RefSeq lists its product as uncharacterized. The record is from RefSeq and is a predicted model, not a curated record. The coding region runs from base 196 to 888 and encodes 230 amino acids. The transcript has 5 exons. NCBI's taxonomy places the organism in Eukaryota, Metazoa, Arthropoda, Insecta, Diptera, Tephritidae.